UGACGUUGUGAAGUUGACAGGGGAAGCAGGCCGACGUACUGUAGGAAAAUUAAAAAAAGAAAAAAAAAAUCAAAGAGCACACAAAAAGACACUUGUUAAGAAGCCCUCGAUGAGACACGCCCACACACAGGCGCUGAUUAAUCAGAAAGACAGACGCUCCUUUCUCAUUCUCACUCUCACAGGCUGCUUGCUCCUGAGCCGACACCGAGCGAGCCGCAAUCAAACCUGACCAGACUUUCCAUCUUCUAACUUCAAUCGACCGAUCCAAAUGGCCGACACAAAUGUCAGCCUGCUUCCUGGCCUCUCCAACUCAACCACCUCCAACCCCACCUCGCAGUCCCAUGGGACUGGGAUAGCUAUCCUGGUCAUCGCCUUCGUCUUCGGUUUUCCCGGGAAUCUCUUCGUGGUGUGGACAGUGCUCUGCCGUGUCCAACGGCGCUCCGUUACGUGCCUCUUGGUCCUGAAUCUCUCUGUGGCAGAUGCUCUGGUGCUCCUGAGCGCCCCCUUUUUCCUGCGCCUGCUGGCUGGACCGAACGGCUGGGAGUUCGGAGACGGCAUGUGUAAGCUCGUGCACUACUUCUGCUGCGUCAACAUGUACGUAUCUAUUUAUCUGAUCUGUGUGAUGAGCCUGGACCGCUGGCUGGCUGUCAUGAGGCCCUUCCUGUCUCAGAAGCUGAGGAAGAAGAGGACGCUGUACAUCGUCAUGUUGGUGAUCUGGAUCACGGCCUUCCUCCUGGCGUUGCCCAUGCCCUUCUACCGCAGCAACCUGAAGGAUAACAAAUCCAUUUAUGUCUGCAAACCCUACCACUGGAACAGCGAUAACCAUGAACUCUUCCAGUACCUGAUGGAGACCCUGAUGGGUUUUCUGAUCCCCUUCACCUUCAUCGUGUUUUGCUACACCUCCGUCAUCUGCCGCCUGCGCAGCGCCAUGUUUCACGGGCGUAUAAAGGGCAGCUUUCUCAUCCUCAUCAUCAUCUCAGCCUUCGCUCUCUUCUGGCUUCCCUACCACGUCAUCAACAUCUUACAGGUGAUUGGUGUGCUGCAGGACCGAUCUGGACCGAUUUACAAAGUGGCGAAUUCUGUUCGUCCCAAAGUGACGGCGUUCGCGUUUCUGAGUAGCAGCGUGAACCCUUUGCUCUACGUGUUCGCCGGGAGCUCGAACAUCCGCCAGGCCGGCUGCAGCUUCAUGGCCAAACUCUUUGAAGGAACCUACUCAGAAUCCAACUCCGGACGACGUUCCACGACCUUUACCAGCAGCUCGGCCCACUCCAAGAUGUCGGUGAAAUGGCCCCAGAGUGGAGGCGUGGCUAAAAACAAGAGCUAUGUAGACGAGGAGGGGGAGGAGAUGGAGACUACCUGUAAGGAGCUUAAGACUCUAACCACGAUGCCAUGAUAUCACAGAGCGACAAUAACAUCUUGAGAAAUGUGAUCGGCGCAUUAAACGUGAUCUGGACCCUUGCAUGAACAAGCUGAUUCUCCUGAAAUAUCAGACCUAAGUUAUCUAAGCUAUUGGGCAUUAAUUAGAUUUUUAUUAUUCACUUAGAUAUGCUUUAACUUUUUUUCUUAUUAUUAUUAUUAUGCUUUAAAAAUACAGUAAGAUGGUAUAUGACUCAGGACUUAACUGGAUGCUACAGUUCCUCCGGCUGUUUGCAUGCCCGGCCGUUUGCAUGACCUGUUGCUCGAUUUGUUUGUGUAGAAAGAGAUCAGAAAGCAGAAACCACACUUUCCUUUUAAUCUGAUAAAGUUAGGGUUAGGGUUAGGGCUCGGUCGUGGUUUGGUGACAGAGUAGAAGUUGCUUUUUGAAGCCAGGGACAAUAGGGGAACCACGAGACUUAAAAGAAUAGCACAUCAUGGACACUUUGGUUACACUUCACGGUCCCUGGUCUCCACUUUGAGAACCAGGGUUCUGUGUAACUUGGUGAGAACUGGUCACUGGUGACUAUAUUUCUUUUUAAGCCACAGGAUUGUGUAAAACGCAGUGCGGAUCGGUAUGCCGUGUUAUUUCAGUAUUUCAUAUUGCAUUUUGUGCAACAGGGUGUGAGGAGAGGAAAUUUGACUCAAUAGACGCUUUUAAAAGUUUACUCACUCUAUUACAGUCAACAUCAAUUACCACAGCAAAUUCUCUUUUAGUAACAUGAUGUUUUAAUGAUUAAAAAAAAAUUCUGCAUAAAAACGUGACCUUUUAUACGAAACAACUAAUAAAAUAUUAUUAGUGAACCAAUUUCAUAUAAUAAAGAUGGGUUUUUAUAUUGACUACCUAUUAAAAAAGACUGCAGUGUUCGGGUCGCAUUAAGCGCAUGCGCAGUACAAAUUUCCGCUUGAUCGCUAUUUCUAUACUAGACCACAAGAUGGCGGUAAUGUGCAGAACAAUAGCGUGUGGCCUGCCGUUUGUGCUGCCGGAAUGUGAUGUUCCAUUUUGUUUCAGUCUUUUAAACUUCAUGCAGUUAAUUUCAGUGGAACUAAUCAAAUAAAAACGAGUGUUUGGACCAA
This is a messenger RNA of Ictalurus punctatus (channel catfish), 2490 nucleotides long. RefSeq names its product leukotriene B4 receptor (gene ltb4r). Gene Ontology annotation, cellular component: plasma membrane. Gene Ontology annotation, molecular function: leukotriene receptor activity; complement receptor activity. The coding region runs from base 269 to 1393 and encodes 374 amino acids. The transcript is spliced from 4 exons. The record is from RefSeq and is a predicted model, not a curated record. Lineage: Eukaryota; Metazoa; Chordata; Actinopteri; Siluriformes; Ictaluridae. Gene Ontology annotation, biological process: inflammatory response; complement receptor mediated signaling pathway; phospholipase C-activating G protein-coupled receptor signaling pathway.